AUGGGUUUUCUACGGUUCAACAUUAUACUCACCAAGUUUCUGGUCAAGUCUAAUCAAAGACAAAGACCUGUUCAUGACGGAGGUGUCCAACAAGAGCUCGGUUUCACAGCUCCUCAAAGCGAGGUCACUCCGAAUUCCGAAACGAAUAUGGCUGCUCUGUCACACGUUGCCAUAUCGGCCUCGCAGUCCGAGGUCCACUCCAUCAGUUAUCUUCUCGUUGGGGUCCCCUACACUCAGCCUGCGGCUGCCCCCAUAAUUUCCAUCAAAAAGAGCCCGACGGCGAGCAUCCCGGCCGCCACCCCCAGUGCUCAUGUGCCAACAACAGCGAUAGCAGCCACCGCCAGAACCUGUCCUCUGUCCUCUGAGCAGCCGAACCUCCGGCACCACUUCGCCGCUCCACUUUACUUUUAUUGCUCGAAUAAUGUUAAUGACUUCGUUGCUGCAAUAGUAGAUGUUGUGAAGAAAGAAGGCCACCAAGCUGACAGCGUUUCUCUCGAGGUCUCGGUGCUGUCAGCUGAUGUGAAGUCUAAUGAAAGUUCUUUUAGAAUUCGUUUGAUACACACACUUUAUAAUGCAUCAGCAGAAGGACAGAGGUCUCAUGAGACCAAUGGAUGCUAUAAGAAGAUAAAAAUUCCAUCUAACCUCUUCAUGUUUAUGUACUGUAGUCAAGCUGCGGAAGUAGAAGCUUUAACCUAA
Molecule: messenger RNA, 696 nt
Organism: Striga asiatica
Lineage: Eukaryota; Viridiplantae; Streptophyta; Magnoliopsida; Lamiales; Orobanchaceae
Source: the annotation of a GenBank genome assembly